This is a messenger RNA of Juglans regia (Persian walnut), 2024 nucleotides long. Its product is annotated as sister chromatid cohesion 1 protein 1. NCBI's taxonomy places the organism in Eukaryota, Viridiplantae, Streptophyta, Magnoliopsida, Fagales, Juglandaceae. Gene Ontology annotation, biological process: replication-born double-strand break repair via sister chromatid exchange; synaptonemal complex assembly; mitotic sister chromatid cohesion. The transcript has 21 exons. Gene Ontology annotation, molecular function: chromatin binding; protein binding. Gene Ontology annotation, cellular component: cohesin complex; synaptonemal complex. The record is from RefSeq and is a predicted model, not a curated record. Bases 1 to 1860 code for a protein of 619 amino acids.
AUGUUCUACUCGCACCAGCUUCUGGCUCGCAAAGCCCCGAUGGGGCAGAUUUGGAUGGCUGCGACUAUGCAUGCAAAGAUCAAUCGGAGAAAGCUCGACAAGCUCAACAUCAUCAAGAUCUGUGAAGAGAUUUUGAAUCCUUCAGUUCCUAUGGCCCUCAGACUCUCCGGGAUUCUCAUGGGUGGGGUUGUGAUUGUCUACGAGCGAAAAGUCAAAAUCCUCUACGAUGAUGUUACCCGUCUUCUGGUUGAAAUAAAUGAAGCAUGGAAGGUGAAAGCUGCUCCAGACCCCACUGUCCUCCCGAAAGGAAAAUCCCAAGCCAAGAAAGAAGCAGUGACAUUACCUGAGAACGAAGAGACAGAUGUUGGAGAUAUUGAACAGUCCCUCAAUUUUUCCAAUACCCGGGGCUUCCAACAGACCGCCUAUUUUGCCAUGCGACUGGACACGAUGGAUGAACCUUACACUAAUGAUAAUGCAAGGGAGGAAGAUCCGUGCCAAAACUUUCAUCAAGCCGAUGCGGAUAACAUCACCUUAUUUGAACGUUUUGAUUCAUACCAAGCCAACGCAGAUAUGUUCAAUCGCUUUGAAAGAUUUGAUAUUGAAGGGGAUGAUGAGACGCAGCUGAACUUCAAUUCAGGAGAGCACACGGAAAUCCCAACGACCCUCCUACCCUCCCCUCAUAGACACGAUAAUCCUCUAAGAGCUGAUGAAUUUCAAUACCAACAUCCAGAUCACCAGGUCAAUCGGACAUCUGACGAAUGCAAGGAAGCUAGACAGGAUCAAGAAAGGCAGGGAGUAAAAAGAAGAAAAACUAGAAGACCAACAGCCUCUCUCAUGGAUUAUGAACAAACCGUGAUCCCCGGUCCUAUAUACCAGUCUUGGCUUCAAAAUGCCUCAGAUAUUGUCUCAAGAAGGGGAAGAAAGAGAAAGCACAUGGAGAUCAUGUCUACUAUGAAGAUAGCUAACCUCAUGGAAUUGCCGCCGGUUGUACUAAUUGGUGGUUUAUUUAUAAAUGGAAGUAAAGCAGUCCAUUAUCCACCACCUCUUCUCGAGCUAUGGAUGAAAAGCAUCCAACCUCCCCAUGGCUCAGCUUCUGAAAGGACCUCUCCACCCCUGCCACCAGAACCAACAUCAUUUUCACCACCAGAAAGAGCACAUUACCAAGAGUCAAUAGGAUUUCCUUUUGAAGAAUUUCAUAGUGGAGCUGGCUCCCAGUCAUUGGGAGUUUCCAUAGAGAAGCAACGGACAAAUGUCUUCAACCAUGAAAUCCCAACUGAAUUCCUCAUGGAUGAACUACGGGCCAACCUUAUGAACAAUCGGGUGAGGGUAGCUGAAGCCAAUCCGAUGGUCACACCUGGGAAUUCUGUUGACGAAGCAAGAUCCAUUCCUAGCUCAGCGUCUGGACAUGGUGUUCUCUCACAUAAUUCCGAAGUCAAUUCAGGAAGGAAAAGGCCUUAUUCGUCAUCUAGACACAGCAGUGGUGGCCUUGAACCAGUGGCUGAGGAGAAUCCGUGGAAGCAUUCUGACCCCAAUUUUAAGUUAACAAGGUUGUCUGAAAAUGGCCCGACACCUGAUCAAGAUCUGUUUGUGGAAACUGGAGUGACUCAAACACAACAUGAAAGCAUCAACCCUCCCGUUGACAAGAUGACUGAUUCUAUUCGAAUGCAGAUGAAAGCGCAUUUUGACACACCGGGAGCCCCUCAAGUAGAAUCCCUGAACAACCUAGCAAUUGGAAUGAGUAGAAAAGGAGCCGCCUUGCUCUUUUAUCAGACUUGCGUUCUGGCUUCUCGAGAUAUCCUGAGAGUAGAGCAAACGGUGCCUUUCGGGGACAUCCUCAUCUCUAGAGGGGCAAAGAUGUGACAGAUCUUAUGUUGCACUGAUAAAUACAGGAAUCGAAGAGCUUGUGUAGACCCCAGGAUUAGUAAAGGGGGGUUCUCCCCUGUUUCUUUAUGGUUGAAAUACUAUAUACUUUCGUGAUUUAUCAUUUAUCUGAUACAUCCUAUACUAGCAAUAAUUUAGCACUC